CAUGUGUAUCUAUAUAGCCAGAACUGGCAGUGAGUCAUACCACGAGAAUCGCGAGAUUAUUCUGUCAGAAUAAAAUUGAAUCGUAUUGGGUAGCUGUACAUGAAAUCUUUCGAAGUGUAUGCGCCCUAGACCCCUAGACGUGCCACAUAGACAAGUAAAGAACAAGAGAGACAAUUGAUUGGAAGCUGUUUAAAGAUUUUUUACAUAAUUAUAUAUAAAAGUUAUGUAGAUAAUAAAUACAAGUAUACAUCAUUAUUAAAUCGAAGCAACGUAAUUAUUUAAUAGAGAUGGAGGGUAAAUGCGAUGACAAUAAAAUGUCCAAGCCAAAUCCUUGGCCAUACAUGAACAUCGGUUCUUUGGCUUUAUCGUUUCUAAGUAAACUGGCCACUGCUGGUAUAAUUUGGGGAUGGGGCUAUUUCAACUUCAACAUAGCGUGGCUAAUUGCACCCAUUGCCAUGAUGGCAUGGAAAGGAGAACGUAGAAAAGAUAAUGAAUUAAGAGCAAUCACUGCCCAAGCUAGUGUAAUGGCCAAAGAGAAAGAGCUGAUAAUGAGCAGAUUGGACGAACUACCUUCUUGGGUUUAUUUUCCGGAUUUCGAUAGAGCCGAAUGGUUGAAUAAAGUUUUAUACAAAGUUUGGCCAAGUGUAAAUCAAUUUGCCCGUGAACUUUGUAAGCAGAGCAUAGAACCUGCCAUAGUAGAAAAGCUAGCAGAAUAUAAGAUGAAAGGAUUCCAGUUUGAACGAUUGGUUUUAGGUCGUAUACCAUUAAAAAUUUAUGGAAUCAAAGCGUACGAUAGGAACACUUCAAGAAACGAAGUCAUAGUAGAUGCAGAUAUCAUAUAUGCCGGCGAUUGUGAUAUUACUUUUUCCGUUGGCAACGUGAAAGGCGGUAUUAAGGAUUUUCAGAUUCGUGGACUAAUGAGAAUAGUCAUGAAGCCGCUGUUACCUGUGAUGCCAAUAGUUGGAGGGAUACAAGCGUUCUUUUUAAAUCCUCCAGCUAUUAAUUUCAAUUUGAUAGGAGUUGCAGAUGUUCUCGAUCUCCCCGGAUUCAACGAAAUUUUGAGAAAAACGAUAGUGGAACAAAUAGCAGCUUUCGUAGUGUUGCCAAAUAAGAUUGUUAUACCUCUGAGUGAAGCGGUACCAGUCGAAUCGUUGAAGAUACCCGAGCCCGAGGGUGUGUUAAGAAUUCAUGUGGUAGAAGCAAAGCACCUUAUGAAGAAAGACAUCGGAGUAUUAGGCAAGGGUAAAUCUGAUCCUUAUGCGGUCAUAAAUGUUGGAGCGCAGGAAUUCCGAACGAAAACGAUAGACAAUACAGUAAACCCAAAAUGGGAUUUCUGGUGUGAGGCUGUGGUUUACUCGUGCAUAAUGCAGAAGACUAUGGUGUUACUUUGGGAUAGGGAUGUAGUAAACAUUCCAUGUGUUCAAUAUGAUGACUUUCUCGGCAGAGCGACUAUCGAAGUUAGUAGAGUGAAAAAGAAGGGGAAUAUAGACACUUGGGUUUCACUGGAACAAGCGAAACAUGGCAUGGUACAUCUACGAUUAAUGUGGCUUCAACUUUCGAAAAAUACCGCCGAUUUGAAAGCUGCUUUAAUUGAAACGCAAGAACUUCGAGUAACGUCGAUGAGCACAGCUCUGCUCAUUUUGUACGUUGACUCUGCGAAGAAUUUACCGUGUGUUCGAGGAAAUAAGCAACCUGACGUUUAUCUGCAAGCAAGCGUAGGUGGUAACACUAAAAGAACAGCUACUGUAUUACGUUCCUGUGAUCCAGUAUGGGAACAGGGUUUCACCUUUUUAGUGAGCAAUCCAGAGACUGGAAUUUUACACAUAAAAAUCACGGACGAAAAGACUGGUUUGAUAGUCGGAGAGAUGAGUUACAAUAUCUCUUUACUUUUCAAGCAGAAUAAUCUUGAAAUCUCGCAACAGCCUUACGAUUUACAGAUGGCCGAGGCCGAUAGCAAGCUAAUAUUGUCUAUGUCAUUGAACAUUUUGAAAUACGGAGACCCGCAGCCUACCUCAGAAGAGGAUGACGACGAUCACGAUAUUAAUCAACUGAAUAAAAGAAUCGAACGACAAGAGUCUAAUAUUAGCAGCGUGUCAACCAGCGUUCCUCCGAGUCCAUUAAAGAAACAAACUUCGAAAGAGUCAAUUAACAGUAUACCACGCAGCACUGAAUCCGGGGCUGAGAUGGUUGCCGAAGAGUCAGUGCCUGUAGAAGAAGAAUUAAUCGUCUCUACUACGACUCCUCCUUCCGGAAGUCCACAGUUGACUCAUAGAAACCCGACGGUAACAUCGUCCUCUGGUGAAGCUAAACUAGGUCGGAUCCAAUUGUCUGUACGUUACAGCGCGCAAAGGCAGAAACUUAUAAUCGUCGUACACAAAAUAGCCAAUCUGCCUCUGCCGCAAAACGAUCCGCACAAUAUCCCGGAUCCUUACGUGAAGCUGUAUCUUCUUCCCGAUCGUCACAAGGAAACUAAACGCAAGACAGCAGUGAUAAAGGAUAAUUGCAGCCCAGUGUUCGACGAGCAGUUUGAAUACGUCGUUUCCCAAGCAGAUUUAAAUAGCCGCACGCUAGAAGUGUCCGUGUGCACUCAAAAAGGGUGGCUGUCGACCGGGAGCAACGUGAUGGGUCAACUUUAUCUGAAUCUUAAUGAGAUCGACGUCGCCAAGUCGUCCACCAGCUGGUACGACUUACAACCAGAGACUAAAGACUAGAAAUUCAAGAAGAGCAAGUGGAGAUUCGUGCAGUUGUUCAUAUGCGUGCGACGGCAGUCUGUCGAAUUUCCACGACGCGUUCGUGCUUCGAAUGAAACGUGAUAAACAGACCAAAUAUUUUCCGUGCAUUACAAAAUUCUGGUGACCAAAUUCGAGAAAUCUAAAAGUACGAUGAAGAUUGAAAAAGUGACAUAAUGCUAAUUUUGCAUGUUUUCAGUUUCUAUUUGAACCGUCCACUGUCAGUAAAAUUUGUCUAGCCUCGUGAUUACUUGGCUCGUUGUACUAUUUUUGUUUUACCGUCAUAUUGUUACAUAGAAUACCUUUGCGAAAGUGCCAUUAGAGUAAUCCGUUAUAGCUAGUUAUCUACUUACAUAUUUAUAAUUGUAGACAUACGAGAAUAGACCAUGGGAGAUUCGAUACCAGAUGAUUGAAAGAAAGAAAAUGAAUGGGCGAGUUUCUUUUUUUUUUUCCUAUUGAUAUGCGAAAGAGAAGCUGAAACUCCUCCGAAACAUGUUUCCCCUAUCCUUUAUGGGGUAGAGAAAAAUACAUUGGACGCUCAGUCUAUUCUCCUAUAUUUACGUUUACCAUACACAAAAAUAAAAUUUUGUACAACGCAUAAUAUUAGGUACAGUAACGAGUUACCACGAUAUGAUACCGUUUAUUAAAGUUUACAAUAUUCUACAUAUUACAUAAUAAGAGCAUACUUUAGAAAAUGCUUUAACUCAAAAGCACUGGAUGUUUCAUUCUUUAUUACGCUUAACUUUUUCUACUAAUCAAUUAACGUAUUAUACAUUUAUAAUAAUUUAACUAACGAAGUUAAGUAGAUUCUCAUCUGCACAGUAUAUACCGUUGAACAUUAGCAUAACUUAUCGAAUCAAAUUAAUAACGUAUACACGCAUAUAUAUAAUAUAUGUAUGUUAUAUUUAUACCAGAGUUUUUGCUAUAUUGUAUAUUGCGAUAUAUUAUACAAACUUAUGUUUCUGCGUUAUACUGGUCUAAUGUAAUUUUGCCAGUAUAAUACUACCUGUUGAAACUAAUAAAGUAUAAAUAUUAUAUAUGCAUUAAA
Molecule: messenger RNA, 3777 nt
Organism: Ceratina calcarata
Lineage: Eukaryota; Metazoa; Arthropoda; Insecta; Hymenoptera; Apidae
Gene: Esyt2
Product: extended synaptotagmin-like protein 2
Exons: 17
Coding region: 288-2711 (807 amino acids)
Biological process (GO): lipid transport
Cellular component (GO): endoplasmic reticulum membrane
Molecular function (GO): phosphatidylinositol binding; calcium ion binding; phosphatidylethanolamine binding
Source: RefSeq, a predicted model, not a curated record